AUCCAACUCAUUCAAAGGCAUAAACCCAACUCAUUCUGUUAUCGGUUUCUGAUCAACCAUGAAACACCCCAUUCUGUUGCUUGGAGUUCUGAUUGUAGCAUACUUUUGUGGUUCUCAAGCUGAAACUGCCUUCUCACAGUACUGGGAAGAGCAUAUUGGUCUUCCACUACCUCCACAUUGGUUAACUACAAAGGCUUCUCCAUUAAGCCUCCAUCAAGUGGCAAUGUUUAUGAAACUUAUAGAGAAAAAUGAAUUAUCUUUCCACCUGCAUUCAUUCUGUAAGCAGGCUAAUGUUGCUUGUUCUACGAAUACAUCUGUGAAUAAAACAACAGAAGAGACAACCCUGCCACAAAUACCCCAGUGGAAUAUUGCCAUAAUAGUUUAUGAACCCUCUCCAAAAGACACACCCCUAUUGGUUUCCGGCGAAGAGGGAUUGCCAUUUUUCCGGGAGUCAAUGGUGAAAGAGGGAAGUUUCAUGUCUAUCCCCGAUCUAAGAGACCCAAUGUCAUAUAUUUCAUUCUUACCCCGACCUCUGGCAUCAAAAAUCCCAUUUUCCUUUGCCCAAAUUGAAGAAUUAAAGAAGCUUUUUGAUGUGGUAGAUGAAUCAAACAUGGAUGAGUAUAUUCAAGACACCCUAGAGACAUGUGAAAAGGGCAGCAAGUACAGCAUCUGUGUGACUUCUGCCGAGGAUCUCAUCGAUUUUGUUGUCGAAAAAUUAGGGCGUCAUGUACAUAUAUGGAGUACUGAAAGUGUUGAAGGAUCUUGUGAGAAUGUCACAAUUGGAGCUGUGAAACUUUUAUAUGGAAACCUCUCUGAACCACCAGCCUUAUGUCAUAGUCAGCCAUUCCCAUUUCAGGUCUAUUAUUGCCAUGUUUUACAGAAAGUAAAAGUAUAUGCAGUUGAUAUACAUGCUAGGAAGAAAGUGAAUCAUGCAGUCAUGGCAUGCCACUAUGACACAUCAACUUGGAAUCCAAAUCAUCAAGCUUUUAAGCUAUUGGGUUUUGGCCCUGGACAAAUUGAAGUCUGUCAUUGGAUAAACAAGAAUGGAAUGAUCUGGACAAGAACACUAGGUUGAGCAGCAUUUGAAAAUAGGAUUAUCUUUCAGUUCUCUUAUUUGUCCUAUAUGUUACCCCUUCUUCUUCUUCCUCCAUUUUCUUUCCUUUUAAGUGUUAUAUGUUACUUCUUAUGCUAUUUAGAGAAUAAAUAAUGGCCUGUUUUGGCUUUGCUUA
Molecule: messenger RNA, 1229 nt
Organism: Macadamia integrifolia
Lineage: Eukaryota; Viridiplantae; Streptophyta; Magnoliopsida; Proteales; Proteaceae
Product: polygalacturonase-1 non-catalytic subunit beta-like
Exons: 2
Coding region: 59-1075 (338 amino acids)
Source: RefSeq, a predicted model, not a curated record